CGUGACGAGAAUGAGCGCGACGAGCAUGAACGUGGCGAAAAUGAGCGCGACGAAAACGAACGUGGCGAAAAUGAGCGCGACGAGCAUGAACGUGGCGAAAAUGAACGUGACGAAAAUGAACGCGACGAAAAUUAAAUUGACGAAAACGAACCUGACUAGCACCUCAGUAAAGUCCAUACGGGCGUACUUUAAUGAUCCUAUAUAUAAUUUUAUAAUGAUUUUUUACAGCAUUAUUGUUGAGUAGUAUUAGCC
Molecule: messenger RNA, 252 nt
Organism: Zychaea mexicana
Lineage: Eukaryota; Fungi; Mucoromycota; Mucoromycetes; Mucorales; Lichtheimiaceae
Exons: 1
Source: RefSeq, a predicted model, not a curated record